Messenger RNA from Haliotis rubra (blacklip abalone), 1041 nucleotides. RefSeq lists its product as uncharacterized. The record is from RefSeq and is a predicted model, not a curated record. The coding region runs from base 459 to 1016 and encodes 185 amino acids. Lineage: Eukaryota; Metazoa; Mollusca; Gastropoda; Lepetellida; Haliotidae. The transcript has 7 exons.
AUACACCAAGGAGAAAUGGUAUCCAUGUGUACGUGACCAACUCCACGGAUGCACCCAGUGGUGACAACUGCUAUACCGUGACAGGAAGAAGUGAUGGAAGCGACAUUGCUGACGUCACACGGGCACCUUGCUCGGGCAGAGGGCGCUACAUUUUACUUUACACAACAGUGAACAAUGAUGGCGACACACUGCCUUUGCUUGACUUUUGUGAGGUGGAAGUAGACGUGUGUGGUCUUCGUACUUUCGGCGCUGACUGUGUCAACUACUGCCACUGUGACGGCGAUACGUGCAACUACGUCAGCGGUGUCUGUCCUAGUGACACGUGUAUGUCAGGGUUGGGUCGGCAGCAGUUGCAAUAUGACCUGUCCGACGGGACACUAUGGACGAGGCUGCUCCAAGUCAUGCACAGACAGACAGUGUAAGGACAACACCUCCAGCUGUAGCCAUGACACCGGGGAAUGUUCAGGUGGAUGUCUGGCAGGCUACAGAACACCGGACUGUACACAGGAAUGCAUAGACACGUAUGGAGAGGAUUGUGGCAGAAACUGUCUGACAGACACUGUAGUGACACCACCUCGUCAAGAUGUGAUCACGUGACUGGGUUGUGUGAUGGGGGCUGCAGGCCCGGAUGGAAGGGUGUCGACUGUACAACAGCAUGCAUACAAGGGGUGGAAUAUGGAGCUAACUGUUCGGGUACCUGCAGUGCCCGUAUGUGUGAGGAGGGAAUGCCACCUGUCCCCAGGAUUCAGGCCGCUGUGAGAACGGAUGCCAGUCAGGGUUUAAGGGAGAAGACUGCACUACUGCAUGCAUACAAGGGGUGGAAUAUGGAGCUAACUGUUCGGGUAACUGCAGUGCCCGUAUGUGUGAGGGAGGGAAUGCCACCUGUCCUCAGGAUUCAGGCUGCUGUGAGAACGGAUGCCAGUCAGGGUUUAAGGGAGAAGACUGCACUACUGCAUGUAUACAAGGGGUGGAAUAUGGAGCCAACUGUACGGGUAACUGCAGUGCCGGAUGUGUGAGGAGGGAAUGACAUCUGUCUCCUGG